AUGCUACGAGGCCGCAAAGCCGUCGAGGCGCUGCCGCGCGCCGCGCAUAUCUGGUACUACGUCGCGUCUCUAGUUGCCGUCGUCCUGGCGGCGAGACAGGUCGUGAGUGUAGUCGUCCAGGGACAACAUGUACGGCUGGGGGAGAUCGCUUCCCUUGUUGUCCUAGGGGCGUAUGUUUUUGGACCUCUGCGCGACGAGCAUGAGUAUUAUGGUGAUGCGGAGAGGAGGGGGUCCAACGACAUCCUCGGACUUCGCUACCUGAUACAGACGGCGCGCACACUGAAAAACAAUGUCAUGCUCGAUACGAGAAGAGAGACACUUGAAUAUACGGGACACACCUUUGUGCAUGGCAUUUUCCCCGAGUGGAACUCGUGCAUUACGACCGAUGAGCCCGAGAAUGUCAAGGCCGUGCUCUCUUCGAGGUUCGAGGAUUGGGCGUUGCCGGAUAUGCGUAUUAGGAGCUUUUUGAAGGUGCUUGGGAAACACUCCAUCUUCACAACCAACGGCGCUGAAUGGCAGCACUCUCGAGCCAUCCUACGCCCGGCCUUCGUGCGAGACCAGAUCUCGGAUCUCGCGUGCAUCGACCGACAUGUGAACAAACUCAUCGCGCAUAUCCGAGCCUCUAUUACUACCACCCCUGUUAUUGAUUUACAGGCGCUCUUCUCUAUGAUGACGACGGACAGUAUUUCUGACUUCAUGCUCGGCCAAUCGACCGAUCUCCUCGGCGGCGAUGCUCCCCAGGAUAGCUAUACCUUCGGCAGGUACUUUGAUGAGGCGAUGCAGAAGAUUGCGUGGCGCGCGCGUCUGGGCUGGCUUACCAUGUUGCGAGCUGAUCCCGAGCUCGACGAGUACUCGGACUUUAUGAGGGCUUUUGUCAAGCGCUUUGUGAGCGAUGUGCGCGAUAGAUCUGCUGCGGCGAAGAAUGUGGAUGCGAGGAAGUAUGUUUUCCUCGAUGAGUUGCUUAAGUCGGGGGAGUCAGACGAGGUUAUUUGUGAUCACCUUCUCAGUAUAUUCACAGCAGGCCGUGAUACGCAAACCAGCGUGCUGUCCUACCUCUUCUUCGAAUUGUCGCGACGCCCCGAUAUCGUUGCCACCAUCCGCGCCGAGAUCAGGGAUCUGGGCCGAGAGGAUCCGACGUGGGAAGACCUGCGAAACAUGAAGUACCUUAACUGGGUUCUUAAAGAAUCGCUGCGGCUCAAUCCGCCCGUGGCCUCGAACCAGAGAGAAGCCGUACGCGAUACCGUCUUACCUGUGGGUGGAGGCGCCGACGGCAAGGCCCCUGUUUUCGUGAAGAAGGGGACCAAUCUCCGAUAUCUUCCCUGGGUCAUGCAUCGCCGGAAGGACAUUUUUGGUGAUGAUGCGGAUGAGUUUCGGCCUGAGAGAUGGGAGGAUUUGAGGGUUACAUUCGAAUACCUCCCUUUCAACGCAGGCCCGCGCAUCUGUAUUGGGCAGCAAUUUGCACUGACGCAGAUGGCCUUGAUCACGUUCCGUCUAUUGCAGGCAUUCAAGACGAUCGAGCGACGAGACGACCGGCCGCCUAUCCAGAAACUGGGAAUCAACUUGUCUAUGUUGUAUGGGUGUCUCGUUAGUCUUACACCGGCUUGA
Molecule: messenger RNA, 1605 nt
Organism: Xylaria bambusicola
Lineage: Eukaryota; Fungi; Ascomycota; Sordariomycetes; Xylariales; Xylariaceae
Product: cytochrome P450 52E2
Exons: 7
Coding region: 1-1605 (534 amino acids)
Molecular function (GO): heme binding; monooxygenase activity; iron ion binding
Source: RefSeq, a predicted model, not a curated record